AUGAAAAUAGCAUCUUUUAACAUUCAGAAGUUUGGAAGAAGCAAAGUGUCAGACCCUGAGGUCCUUAACAUCCUGACUAAGAUUGUGUCUCGAUAUCAUAUCGAUAUCAUUCUGAUCCUGGAGGUGGUGGACGCCACCGGAGAGUCCGUAGCAAUUUUCAUGGAAGAACUCAACAAAGCCCACGAGGGAUACACUUAUAAAAUCAGUAAACGUGUGGGCAGAACACGCUACAAGGAGCAGUUCAUGUUCAUCUACAAAAGUGAUGUGGUUAAGUUGGUGAACGAUGAGCAGUUUAAUGAAGAGGCAACAACCGGAAAAGAUGUUAUUGACAGAGACCCCUACAUCCUGGAAUUAACAUGCAGCAAUACAGUUGUGAAGGACCUGGUGAUGAUCCCAGUUCACACCAAGCCAAAGGACUCUGAGAAGGAGCUCGAUGAACUGUACGAUGUCAUCAUGUUUGUUAAGACGGAAUGGAAUACUGAUAACAAUAUGAUCUUGGGUGACUUCAAUGCAGACGGCUUGUUCAUUUCCAACAGUGACAUGGAGAACAUUCGCAUUCGUAAAGAUGAGAAAUUCCACUGGCUGAUUAGAGAUGGCGUGGACACUACAGCAAACCCCAACAACACCAACACCUAUUACCUACAGGCUUUGAAAGUGAGUGACCAUUAUCCAGUGGAGGUUGACUUGAAGUCCAUAGUUGAGACAGAUGAAACAAAUGCUUGUCCUGUGGAGAACAAAUUAAUUACAGACAAAAAGCCAAAAGGAAAAACCUCUGCCUACUCCUUUGUGAGGGCCUUCUAUGAGGAGCACAUGAAGAAGCACCCAGGAGCCAAAGUAAUAUUAAAAGAGGUUACCAAAAUGUGCUCAGAAAAAUGGAAGACCAUGUCACCUGAGGAGAAGGCAAAGUUUGAAGAGAUGGCCAAGAAUGACAAGCUCCGGUAUGACCAGGAGAUGAAGUCCUAUGUGCCACCUGCAGGUGCCAAGAAGGGCAAGAAGAAGAAGAAGAAGAAGGACCCCAACGCGCCCAAAAAGCCACCCUCUGUUUUCUUGAUCUUCGCCUCUGAACACCGUGAAAAGGUCAAGGUGGAUAACCCAGAGAUCUCCAACACUGACAUCUCCAAGAAGCUUGGUGAGAUGUGGACAAAGAUGAGUACCACAGACAAGGCCCCCUAUGAGGCCAAGUAUGCCAAACUGAUGGAAAAAUAUGAGAUGGAAGUUGCUGCCUACAGAGCCAAAGGCACCAAGAAGGCGGAAUCAGCUGACGAUGAGGAGGAUGAAGACGAGGAGGAUGAUGACGAUGAGGAUGAUGGUGACGAGGAUGAAAAUGAUGUUGACGAGGAUGAUGACUAAGUUGUUUCUGUGUUUGAGGAUGUGAAGUUUGUGAUGAGUUUGUUUAUGUUUGUUUUUGUUUUGGGGUUGGACGAGUCCAGCAGUAUAACCUGCUGUCCCUGUGGGUCGACCUCAGUUGAGCUGUACUA
Messenger RNA from Pelmatolapia mariae (spotted tilapia), 1478 nucleotides. Its product is annotated as high mobility group protein B2-like. The record is from RefSeq and is a predicted model, not a curated record. Lineage: Eukaryota; Metazoa; Chordata; Actinopteri; Cichliformes; Cichlidae. Gene Ontology annotation, biological process: regulation of transcription by RNA polymerase II; DNA catabolic process. Gene Ontology annotation, molecular function: DNA binding, bending; deoxyribonuclease I activity. The transcript is spliced from 8 exons. The coding region runs from base 1 to 1350 and encodes 449 amino acids. Gene Ontology annotation, cellular component: nucleus.